AUGCGUACGCCUGGUAGAGGGCAAAUACAGGAACUGGAUCCUGACAGAGAAUUUUUUAACUCCGAUGAAGGCAAGAAAGCACUGGAAAGUCUUUAUAGUGCUAGGGAAGUUAUAUCCAAUCUCAUACAACAAGAAUUUGGUCACGUGAGAUAUUCAACAGACGAUGAAGAAUAUUUAGGUAUGAAUGACCUCAAAUCAUCCGAGGACCCUUCAAUAAUGAUUGAACUUAAAAAGAAAAUUUUUACGCCAGUAAUGGAAAAAGAACAAUUGCAUGAGGAAAGUGUCUCAGCAAUAGAGACUGAAUGGCGAAAUUUGAUGUUUGACAUGCAAAGUACGUUACAAGCAACAUUUUCAUUUUUAUAUGAUUCAUCAAAAAUGUGGGAAAGACAUUUCUCGAGAACAAAAGAAGCAAAAAAUAUGAUAAACAUGAAGCUUAUUUCUUUAAUUGCUCAACAUUCAGUCACCGAAGCGGAACUGGAAAAGGAAAUAAAUAUUGCGAUUGAUUCUCUUAGGCAAGAGCCAACGGACGAAAAACUAAAAUAUACAUUGCAUAAAGUGUACGGAUUGCUAGGAGAAAUCGAAGAUCAAUAUGCAAAACAUUUUGCUGAACAACAAUCUAUUAUAGAAAGAUAUAGUAAUAUAUCGGAAGCAGAAAUUAAGUUGUUACAAAGUGAAAUAGAAGAGUUUCUAAAUAUUUAUCCGAAUGAAUAUUUUAAUGACUAUUUCUUACGACGUCAAGAUCAGUUGAAAAGUAACAUCUCGGGGAAGAAACCUGAAGAAAAAGAUAAAGAUGAAUCUGAAUCAAGUAAUCUUCCACAUCAACUACGAAAAUGUCACUACCAAACGGAUGCGCUUAGAAACUGGAAACUAGGGUUGCGAGAGGCUAUAUUAUUUUACCAGAUAGUUUGCAACAAGGAAUUGGAAAGGAACAUGAAAAGAUGGGUGGAUAAACAAUUGAAUUCCUUAACACGCAGUUUUGAAGCUAAACUUACAGUACACCGAUCCCGAUUUCAAAGAGUGAAAACAGAAAUUCAUGAUCUUCGACUGGCGGAACUUGAAGCCCAUAUUCAACGUUUCGAGAGUCAUGUGUUGGGAGUUCAGCAGCAGACAUAUGAACUUUCUGAAACUUUACAGAACUAUUUUAGAGAUAUUACUGCCACCAUUAUUCCAGAAUUUACUUGCGCCGUGAAGGAUAUAGAAGAUAAAGCUAAAGCGUCUGAUAGCUCAACAGAUGUUAGUUCACUGAUUGUUAAGGCUGAAAGUAUGUAUUCACAGUACAAUUACAUUUUAAACACCAAACUUCAAGAUUUUCUGAGUGAAGCUGCUAAUAAGAUUAAUUGGAUUGAGAAAACAAACCUCAAUUUUAUUAAAAGUCUAAAGCUCUUCUCAAAGGGUGGAAACUUUCAUCCGGAGGAAGCUCAUGUUAUAACGGGAGAGUUAGAUAAGUUGAGUGAUGACGUUGAAAAGAAAGGAGCGGCUCUUCGCAAACAGGCCACUGAAAAAGACGCAAGCACCCAGCGCACUGUCAAGGUGGUUUCGGAAAAACUUUUACAUGGGUUGAGAAGUACCUAUGAGGACAUACAUUUUGCUGAAAAAGUAACGUUAGCAAUUAUGAGAGUGCGGGAUUUCAUUAAAAAAGAAGUUAAACACAUGAAGUAUAACCGUAAACUCCUAACUACCAAAAUAGAUGAGAUGCUAACUGUAAUGCCCGAAACCGGCGGAAAAGAUAUUCUUAGUUUCAUAACAGAAUCUUGGCACUCUCUUCUGGAUGCAGCAGAAGAACAUUACAAUCUUCUCGUUCAACCGAUGCCCACGAAUGAGAAUUCAAGUAUUUUUUUAAGAAUAUUGCAGUAUAGUUUCUGUUCGCUCUCGAGGACGAUUUACUGA
Messenger RNA from Gryllus bimaculatus (two-spotted cricket), 1887 nucleotides. The record is from the annotation of a GenBank genome assembly. NCBI's taxonomy places the organism in Eukaryota, Metazoa, Arthropoda, Insecta, Orthoptera, Gryllidae.